This is a messenger RNA of Wyeomyia smithii (pitcher-plant mosquito), 3939 nucleotides long. RefSeq names its product synaptic vesicle glycoprotein 2C-like. Gene Ontology annotation, cellular component: membrane. Gene Ontology annotation, molecular function: transmembrane transporter activity. NCBI's taxonomy places the organism in Eukaryota, Metazoa, Arthropoda, Insecta, Diptera, Culicidae. Bases 290 to 2257 code for a protein of 655 amino acids. Gene Ontology annotation, biological process: transmembrane transport. The record is from RefSeq and is a predicted model, not a curated record. The transcript is spliced from 8 exons.
ACAGUUUUGAUCGAUAUUUUCUUUUAAAGUCAUGGUGUAGGAAAUUUGAUUGUCGCUUCGGUGGCCGUAAUAAAAUCCUGAAUCAUAAGCAAUAUAAAAAACAAUUUGAAAUCUUAGCAUCGUGAAAAGUGCCUGUGGAAUGAACGUAAUGAUUAGUAUAUCAACGAACUUUUGAAACAUUGAAUAGUCGUCAUUAUCGUUAUCAAAAUUAUUACAUCGAAAAGAAGAACGAUUUGGUGGAUGGUUGAAGAUAUGUCCCACAUGUUUCAGAUGAAUUUUCAUAAAAAAUAUGUCGGACGAUUCUGAAGAGGCUUGUCUGGUUAGACCGAGAUCACCAUCUGUGACUGGUGUUCCAGCCGGAACGAUGCAGUAUACACAAGGAAUAUCGAAUACCCAGCUUCAGGCUCACAACAAUAACAACAAUCAUAUUUCCGCCCAAAGUCAUGGUUCAAACUCGACGGCUCGUGGUUCUCAGUCCGAAUCCGGCGAACUAAUUGACUACAGCAAUGAUGUCAUCUUGAGUCAGUUUCACGCAGAUGCUAUUAAACAGGCAGGAUUUGGCAAAUUUCAAUUGAUUGCCUCUAUUAUCAGUGGUCUUGGGCUUUCCGGUCACGCAAUUCAGAUCUAUGCGGUAUUUUACAUCAUACCUUCAGCAGAGGUGGAGUAUUGUAUACUAGAUACAGAGAAAAGCUGGCUUGGUUCUAUAACCUUACUUGGUAUGGCGAUGGGAGCACUUUUAUGGGGAGGUCUGGCAGGUCGAGCAGGAAGGAGAAAAUCUCUGUUAAGCUGUUUGGCGGUCUGUGGAGUUUUCUCUGUCAUUGCCGCGUUUAUGCCGACCUAUGGACCGUUUAUGAUGGCUCGAUUCUGUGCUGCCGCUGGAAUAGGAGGAGCUCUACCUACAGCUUCGGUGUAUCUGUGUGAGUUGACUCCGGUUAAUUACAGAGCUCGAAUGUUAGGGCUUCUCGGAGCAUUUGGUGUAGCAGGUGGUUUAGUAGCAGGCGCAAUCGCAACAGUCACUGUUCCUGCUACAGGACAAAAAGUGAUGCUUGAAAAUAAAGAACAUUUUAGUGCCUGGCACCGGUACUUGUUAUACAGUACGUUACCCACAUUUGCUUCGAUUCUUGGCUUAUUUUGGUUGCCUGAGUCUCCGAGGUAUUUACUGGAGAACUCCAGAGAGGUUGAAGCGCUAACAAUAUAUCAGAAAAUAUAUCAAAACAAUCGGACGCGCGGUGGUUAUUCGUUGACAGAACUAGAACUACCGGGAACGCGCACGCACCGGAAUCUACCGACUUCAGUAUUGCAAGAAAUGGCCACAAGUAUUGCGCUAUUUUUCAGCAGCUUCGCUCUAUUGUUCAAUAAAGUAAACCUCAAACGAACACUUCUUCUUUUUGCCGCAUGGACUGCAACGAUUUUUGUGUAUCAUGGAUUAACAAUUUAUAUUGCCGAGUACUCCAAAAGCACAGAAUCAGAAAACUACUACCGUAACACAAUCAACAAGGAUAGCAUUACAUACGAAAACAAUGACUUCAACAAAUCAAUUGAAAACAUAAUAUAUACCAAUUGUCGUUUCGUAAACUGUACUUUCCGUCGAAUGUUCAUUAGUCACGUGACAUUUAACAACUGCACAUUUCAGUAUAGUGAAUUUACAAAUGUCAAAACAAGUCGCACCCAAUUCAAGUACAGUACAUUUGACGAUGUGGGAUUGAUUGACACCGACCUAACCGAGCGACACUUCAUCAACUGUUCGAUGAACAAUAUAACAACCCUUAGGUUGUCGUCAACUUGUGACAGGGAUUUUGAGUAUAAUAUUUAUCUAGACUCACUAUGGAAAUCGCAUUUUGGAGCUCUGAUGCCAGGAACGAUCUUCAUGUUAAUGGUAGGAGAAGGCUCCCAUCGUUUUGGACGGAGCAGAGUCGCAACUCUUUGUUUCGGGUUUUCGAUUUGCCUCAGCAUGACGGUUGCCUUCCUGUAUCAUGAUCUGCAAGUGGUUUGGACUGCAGGCUCCGCUCAAGGACUUAUGCUCGCGGGGAUUGCAGCGCUUACACUAUUAGCAAUCGAAAGUUACACUACAAUGUUAAGAUGUACUGCUCUUGGAUUUUUCGUUUGUGGUGGCCACCUAGGAGCAUUAAUUGGUGCUCCCAUAUAUGCAUCUUUUCCUGUGGCAACAUCGAAGGUGGCUGCAAUCGUAUCAACACUAUUUCUUAGUGUCCCUAUUUCAUCAGCAAUUAUUCUUAAGGAUCCUUGUUUGUUGCUAUGAGUAAAUCAAUCAGGUAUUCCCAUGAAGAAUCUAUCCAUCCGAGCGAGUUUUUACGCUUCGCCAGUUUUUUAUAGUGCUUGAAAACACGCUUAUAAAAUACAGAGAAGGCGAAUACAAGUUUUCCAUUAAAAUAUGUGAUAUAUCUGGCAGUCUGUAACACUAAUCAGAUUUUGUUGCAUAUUGUUAGGCUUCAUAAAUCGUUUAGGCUACUGUGAAGACAUGCGUCUUUAUUUUAAGGUAAAGACAACUCAAGUAGAACAGUUAUCUUAUGAUGCUGUCAAAGUUAUAGAAAAAUCCUGGAUGCUCGAGUUUAAGGCUGGUUUUAUGUAUUUUUAAUUUUUAGUUUUAUAUUGUUAAUUAUCAUUGUUGUCAUUUCUACUGUUGAUAAAAAUGUUCGUACUCGUUUUAUUAGCACAUUCAGUUAAAUACUUUCACGACUAUUUCUGUAAAUGAAAACUGAUUAAAAAUAAAUCUACAAAGACGAUACAGUAAGCAUUUGAAAAGCAGUGUAAAACCUCAUUCUCAAUUUAUAGCAUAGCAUUACACAUCAUAUUAAAUUAUUGAUUUAUUAAUUGAGACAAAUUAAAAAUCAGAACAAAUUUUUAAUAAUGUAGUAGUUACAUUUGUUAUACAUUCAUAAAUUGCUUUAAAUAAUUUUCGUGAAUGCAAUGAACACUUUUUCUGUAGUUUCUCGGUUUCUCGUAUCUCUAAUCUGUUGACCGGACGCCACUUCAUGCGGGGUAAUAUCGAUCCUGCAUACAAGUUUUGAGAACAUUGUAGAUGCUCGAGUAUUGGAAAAGUUCAAAUGCAGUCAAUACUUUUUGUUUUAUCAUAUCUUCUUGAUUCUUAAGCAUAGCGGUACAAAUCAAAAAUCAGUCUAUCAUGAUCAUGUAAUCGUGUCUUUUUAAAACAUAUCUUAUGUUUACGCACUAGAAAUAGAUAAUAAUACAUAAUAAAAAACCGUUCUGAAAUCGGUUAGUGACAGACAGUGUCUCCAAAUUGCUCCAGAAUUUAUGUGACACCAAAUGAUAUUGGUUUUCAUCUAGCCAUUUGAAAACAGACACUAGCAAUACCAUAUGUUAUUUUAAGCUGGGGUGUGUAGGCCCCCCAAUAGGGGCAGCAGAGUGACUCGUUAGAAUACAUAAUAUAGCAGUGUUUUCAAACAUUGUUAUUAUUUUUUUGUCAGUAAUUUAUAAGUUUCUCUUUUUAUAUCAACAUUUUUACAUUUACUUAAUAAUAUUCCCAAGUAUUGAAGUCGUUUCUCAAGUGCUCAAAUCAAAUUUAAACCAUGAGAUCAUACAGGAAACGAGAACAUACGAACAAAAGAAUGAAUUGUACCGAUUUUUUUGUAAAGUGCUAAUCACAGAGUUUUCAUGUAACCGAUUGCAGUUUUACUCCACACCGAAUGCUGUAGUAGGAUCGUAAAUAAACAAGUGUCACAUACCUAUGAAUCCUUGUAAUCCAGUGAGAAUGAAGUUGAAAUUGGUAUCGGAAUUCUGUCUUGCAAUUGUUACCUUGAACUAUUAAGUUAAGUGACCUGACUUAAAUAUUCUAUAUGAUAGGGAACACGUGUGAUAAAUUUGUUCAACACAUGAUGUAAAUCGAUUAUAUUUUGUUGAUCUUAGAAUUAAGAAUAAUUUGUAGUAGAAUAUUCCAGCUAAAUAGAAUUGUAUAAAUAAAAA